CGCCUCGGCCUCCCAGAGUGCUAGGAUUACAGGCAUGAGCCACCGCGCCCGGCCAAGAGUUUAUUCUUACCACCUGCAUUUCACAUCUUCUCUUCAGCUGCCAACAUCUUGCCGCCAUGAUUGGCACCAGACAGAUUCAUUAGUAGUGGUGACUGUGUAUGGCCAGAUUCCACUUCCUGCGUUCAACUGGGUGAAGGCCAGUCAAACUGAGCUUCAUAUCCACAUUGUCUUUGAUGGUAACCGUGUGUUCCAAGCACAGAUGAAGCUCUGGGGGGUCAUAGACGUGGAGCAGAGCUCUGUCUCCUUGAUGCCAUCUCGGGUUGAAAUCUCUCUGGUCAAGGCUGACCCAGGAUCCUGGGCCCAGCUGGAGCACCCCGAUGCGCUAGCUGAGAAGGCUAGGGCAGGGGUUGUGUUAGAAAUGGAUGAGGAAGAAUCUGAGGAUUCAGAUGAUCUGAGCUGGACAGAGGAGGAGGAAGAGGAGGAAGCAAUGGGGGAAUAGUGACACCAGACAGUUGAGUGUCUAGGUAGAACUUCAAUGACUCCCUUAGAACCCCAGAGACCAGGAUAUGGUUGGCCAUGUGGUGUCAUUGAGUGGCAGAAGGCUGAAAGAGGGGAGAACAAGACUGUCCAAACCAUGCUGUUUUUUUCCCUUAAAUAAAUCUUGUAUUCUGCAGUUUCA
Molecule: messenger RNA, 679 nt
Organism: Microcebus murinus (gray mouse lemur)
Lineage: Eukaryota; Metazoa; Chordata; Mammalia; Primates; Cheirogaleidae
Source: RefSeq, a predicted model, not a curated record